Molecule: messenger RNA, 1650 nt
Organism: Metarhizium album ARSEF 1941
Lineage: Eukaryota; Fungi; Ascomycota; Sordariomycetes; Hypocreales; Clavicipitaceae
Exons: 2
Coding region: 1-1650 (549 amino acids)
Biological process (GO): regulation of nitrogen utilization; negative regulation of transcription by RNA polymerase II; mitochondria-nucleus signaling pathway
Cellular component (GO): cytoplasm
Source: RefSeq, a predicted model, not a curated record
AUGCCUUAUCGGUUAGACACGCACGUCUUGACGGUGGACGCCAACGUAAUCCACAAGGUCGACACUGCGAAUCCCGCUAAUCUUUAUAGCAUGUGGACAGUCUUUUCCCGUUGUGCAGACUCUGUAGAGCAGGGCAGAAGACUGGAGAACUUGAGCUGGCGUCUCUGGCAGAGAGAGCAGCUCGUUGAGAGCGCGAAUAAGAAAAACACCACCACAUCUACGACUACCACGACUCCUCCCAAGAACGUCCCCUCAGAUAUGAGAUUACCAGAGGUCCCCCAACUGUCUGGCAGCGUCGAGUCUUUGGCUGACGACGAGACGGUCGAUUUCACCUCUGUAUCAGCACCGCUUGAGAUCCGACCUAGGAUACGAAGACUAGAUUCCUCCACCACCAGACGUGAUCGACGCAUUAGCUCUGAUGACUUUGAGAAGAUGAUCGUGUCCAUUGUCAAGGACAAGGCUCCCCUGUCCGCCCCCUCACAUACGUCUUCCUUGAUGGCGUCCACGAAGCAGAAGCUUCUACUUCCCGUUCCUCCCUCCCUCGCCCGGUCUGCAUCUGCCACAACCGAGUCACAAUCUUCAGUACAGAUUUCCGAGGAGCUACGUCCCUCCCCUUUGCCGCCUCCCGAGGUCCCCAGAGUCCGAGCACUUGCUUUCCCAGAACCAGAUGCUGCUGCUUCGUCGCAACAUCCUCUGCCCGAACCAAACUCCUCACCGGCACCCAAGCACGUGCAGCUUAAGAAGCAGCCUGCUCGGUUCGCGCUUGGUGGAUCUUGUUCUUCAAGCGAACACAGCCAGAGCAUUGACAACACCAAGGCUACUUCCGUUGUCACGGGUAAGAAGCCCGUGCUCCAAAUUGGCGGCUCAUCGGGGGAGCCAUCCGUCAAGCGCUCUGGUCACUCUGCACUUCCAAACAACCGCAUGAGCGACUCGACGGCCCAGGCUUUGCAGCAGAGCGAGUCUGCCGUCGACUCUGACACCGAGGCCGAAUACGUCGACGAGAGCGCCAUUGACGACGAUGACUCAUCUGACUGGGAAGACUCAACGGAAGACAGCGGCAAAUCUAGCGUUGACGACAAGUUCUUCCAGCGCGUCGAGUCCAAGGCCAACCUCGCCUCCCGCCCGUCGCUAAUCACGCUCAUGCUUGCACAGAACGAGCGAGCCAGGACACUGGGCAAUCAAGCUUCGCAAUCCACACCUGCCAUCCACCGAACCCGAGCGGGGCCUAACGGGCCCAGUCUGGGUGUUUCCCCCAACGACUCUGACGAAGCGCCUCUGAUGAUGAAGGGCAUGCGACACUCUGCACUCAAGCCCAUCAGCGAGAUUCCCCGAUCCGCCGCGCAACCAAUCACGACCCACACUACUCAUGUCAACUUCCCUGCGGCCUUUUCUCCCCGAACCACGCGCCGCAACAUGCUGGCUACCGAACUCACCGAGUCCCUCCGACUGAACCUUGUCUGGGAGCGGCAGCAGAAGAAGUUGACUAGCAAGGCGAUGCUCAAGCGGCGCCACACUUCGCAGGACGUCGCCAACCUAAACCAGUAUCCCCAGAAGGCAUGUAUCAAAGCCAGCGAGGACGCGGAAGCCCAUAGCUGGAACCAAUACUUUUCUAAGGAAGCUCUCAACGGAUACCAUUCAAAAGGCUGGUAA